Lycium barbarum (goji berry) is the source of this 510-nucleotide messenger RNA. RefSeq lists its product as uncharacterized. The transcript has a single exon. Gene Ontology annotation, molecular function: nucleic acid binding; RNA-DNA hybrid ribonuclease activity. Bases 1 to 510 code for a protein of 169 amino acids. NCBI's taxonomy places the organism in Eukaryota, Viridiplantae, Streptophyta, Magnoliopsida, Solanales, Solanaceae. The record is from RefSeq and is a predicted model, not a curated record.
AUGUACUUUGAUGGUGCUGCACAACUUGAUGAGGCUGGUGCUGGUGUGGUGUUUGUUACUCCGCAAGGAGAAGUUCUACCAUACUCCUUUACUUUGACACAAUGUUGCUCCAACAAUGUCGCUGAAUAUCAGGCACUAAUACUUGGACAUGAAAUGGCCGUCGACAUGAAGCAGUUGCAGUUGCAAGUCUUUGGUGACUCUCAGUUGGUGAUCAAUCAACUCUUGGGAAGCUAUGAAGUCAAGAAGCCCGAAUUACUCCCCUAUUAUAGUUAUGCUCAGAAGUUGAUAGGAUGGCUUGGUGACGUGACUCUUCAGUAUGUUCUUAGAAGGGAAAAUAAAAAAGCCGAUGCUUUAGCUGCUCUAGCUUCAGCGCUCACUCUGCCAGAUCAAACACAAGUGACUAUCUGUAAAAAAUGGGUAGUACCUCCGCCAAAUGAGGAUGAAGGCGCGGAAAAUGAGAUUGAACAUCUCGUAGUUGUUUCUGAGGCUGCGAAGGAAGACUGGCGAUAA